AUGUGCAUUUGUCUUCUUUUUAAUAUUGUAGGUUUCCAUUUAAUUACGCAGCUGAGAGGCAUGCGUGUGGUGCUAGUGCUACUUCCUACACUGCUGCUUGUUAUGCUCACGGGGGCUCAGAGAGCUUGCCCAAAGAACUGCAGAUGUGAUGGCAAAAUUGUGUACUGUGAGUCUCACGCUUUUGCAGAUAUUCCUGAGAACAUUUCUGGAGGGUCACAAGGCUUAUCGUUAAGGUUCAACAGCAUUCAGAAACUCAAAUCCAAUCAGUUUGCCAGCCUUAACCAGCUUAUAUGGCUUUAUCUUGACCAUAAUUACAUUAGCUCAGUGGAUGAAGAUGCAUUUCAAGGCAUCCGUAGACUGAAAGAAUUAAUUCUAAGCUCCAACAAAAUUACCUAUCUGCACAAUAAAACAUUUCACCCGGUUCCCAAUCUCCGCAGUCUGGACCUCUCCUACAAUAAGCUUCAGACACUGCAAUCUGAACAAUUUAAAGGCCUUCGGAAACUUAUCAUUUUGCACUUGAGAUCUAACUCAUUAAAGACUGUACCAAUCAGAGUUUUUCAAGACUGUCGAAAUCUUGACUUCCUGGAUUUGGGUUAUAAUCGUCUUCGAAGCUUGUCGCGAAAUGCUUUUGCUGGCCUUUUGAAGUUAAAAGAGCUCCACUUGGAGCAUAAUCAGUUUUCCAAGAUCAACUUUGCUCAUUUUCCACGCCUCUUCAACCUCCGUUCAAUUUACUUACAAUGGAACAGAAUUCGCUCCAUUAGCCAAGGCUUGACAUGGACUUGGAGUUCCUUACACAACUUGGAUUUAUCAGGGAAUGAUAUCCAAGGAAUUGAGCCGGGCACAUUUAAAUGUUUGCCCAAUUUGCAAAAAUUGAAUUUGGAUUCCAACAAGCUUACCAACAUCUCACAGGAAACUGUCAAUACAUGGAUAUCAUUAGUAUCCAUCACUUUGUCUGGGAAUAUGUGGGAAUGCAGUCGGAGCAUUUGUCCUCUAUUUUAUUGGCUUAAGAAUUUCAAAGGAAAUAAGGAAAGCACCAUGAUAUGUGCAGGACCUAAGCACAUCCAAGGUGAAAAGGUUAGUGAUGCAGUGGAAACAUAUAAUAUCUGCUCUGAAGUUCAGGUGGUCAACACAGAAAAAUCACACGUGGUACCCCAAACUCCCCAGAAGCCUCUGAUUAUCCCUAAACCUACAACCUUGAAAUCUGAUCCUAGCCGGUCCACCCUUGAAACACCAAGCCCUUCCCCGGGGUUUCAGAUUCCUGGCACAGAGCAAGAGUAUGAGCAUGUUUCAUUCCACAAAAUUAUUGCAGGGAGCGUGGCUCUCUUUCUUUCGGUGGCUAUGAUCCUCUUGGUAAUCUAUGUGUCUUGGAAACGCUACCCAGCCAGCAUGAAACAACUUCAGCAACACUCUCUUAUGAAGAGGCGGCGGAAAAAGACCAGAGAAUCUGAGAGACAAAUGAAUUCCCCUUUACAGGAGUAUUAUGUGGACUACAAGCCUACAAACUCUGAGACCAUGGAUAUAUCGGUUAAUGGAUCUGGGCCCUGCACAUAUACCAUCUCUGGCUCCAGGGAAUGUGAGGUAUGA
Molecule: messenger RNA, 1584 nt
Organism: Budorcas taxicolor (takin)
Lineage: Eukaryota; Metazoa; Chordata; Mammalia; Artiodactyla; Bovidae
Product: leucine-rich repeat transmembrane neuronal protein 4
Exons: 1
Coding region: 1-1584 (527 amino acids)
Molecular function (GO): protein binding
Source: RefSeq, a predicted model, not a curated record